This is a messenger RNA of Corythoichthys intestinalis (scribbled pipefish), 4555 nucleotides long. RefSeq names its product innate immunity activator b (gene inavab). NCBI's taxonomy places the organism in Eukaryota, Metazoa, Chordata, Actinopteri, Syngnathiformes, Syngnathidae. The record is from RefSeq and is a predicted model, not a curated record. The transcript is spliced from 12 exons. Gene Ontology annotation, biological process: positive regulation of protein ubiquitination; adherens junction maintenance. Bases 442 to 2247 code for a protein of 601 amino acids.
AGUUUAGUUUUGACAGAAAAAGUUGUUUGAAGCGCUUAAACUUCAUUCUAUUAUUUCUUUUGCAACCACCGGGUAACAAUACGAAAAUACAGGUUAAUGCUAAGUGAAAUGCAUUUGAUUUUGUAAGGAAAAUAUCAUCUGAAAUGUGGAAAUGCUUACCGAUGGAGGAAAGAUUCUAUGGAGUCAGCUAGCUCUGAAUGCUAGCUCGCUGACUAGCCAGAAAGGCUAAGGGGGUUAAUUCGUGAAUGAUGAAGAUUGCUCUAUAUAAAAAGCAGAGCAGGCAGCGCUUUCUUCAGAAGGCCGGGCUCUCAUUCCUGUCCAGACUCCACACUGGCCAGCCUUCUGUUCUGAGGGAGUGUUCACGCUUGGAAGUUCAGCAUUUUAUCUAAAAAGAUAUGACGAUCAUUCUUCUCCAACACUGAAGAAUAGAAACUCAACAGAAUGGAAGGCAAUGGCGAGAUCAGUGAUACUGAUAGUGGAAUCAUUCUUCACUCUGGCUCAGACAGCCCAACAUCGCAUACCAAGGAUGUGAGUACACACACAAGAGCCAUGAAGCUCAAGCAUCAGGCGCUUCAAGACCGACUUGAACUGUGCCUCCUAGAGCUGAAGAAACUCUGCAUUCGUGAAGCAGAGCUGACAGGUGAGCUCUCAGGAGAUUAUCCACUACAGCCAGGAGAGAAGCCUCCACAGAUCCGGAGACGCAUUGGAGCGGCUUUCAAACUGGAUGAGCAAAGCAUCCCUCAGGGAGUUGAGGACUCUGCCCUAAAUCUUGUGGAUGCUGAGUUGGCGCUUCAAUUUAAGAUCUACGAGGCGGCACGCAAACUUUGUGAGGAGAACCACCUGAGCAAGGCUGUUAGAAAGAGUCGCUUGGAGCAGUAUAAGCGAGAGGAGAAGAAACUCAAAAUCCUCCAAGAGACCGCUUUCCAGUUGCGGCUGGAACACGGCCGAUCCUCACCACUUCCUGCUUUUAAUAUACCGCAACAUGAUCUUGCUGCGUCUGAUGACAGCUCUUUGUCUGAUUCACUUGUCCAAGAUGAAGAAAUGACAAGAGAGUCUUCACAGCCACCCGCUGCGUCUUCGAAUUCCUACAUAGACGGUUCCUACCGGUCACCGUCUAAGGGUCCUCCAAACCUGCCUUUGACGCCGAGCUCAUCUCCCCAUCCCAGCCUUGACUCUUCUGUGAGUUUCAACUCAAGCCCCGCAAAUGACUUGCCUCCUAUCCAGCACUCCCCGUGGUCGGAGACAAGCCUGGACCAGCCAUACCAGAAGAGCAAAAAGUCACGUUCUUCCUGCAAAGCCAGUCCAGCCAAGAGUGAGGUACUUCCACCACUGGAGGCUUGCUUGCCAAUUUCUGCUCUGCCACAGCAACUGUCCCAUAUGAAACUGAGCCGCACACAGUCCAGCAGCAUGCCAACCACGCCGGAAAUGCGGGUGCACAGGCAACUGUCUCUCAGGAUAUCCAACCCUGAAUCUCCUCAUGGACCGGACAAGGACCGUGGUCGCUCUAGAGGUCCCAGAAGACGACUGACAGAUUACAUCACAACUCCAUCAGAAGCUCCUUCGCUCAUGUUUAGUCAAGUAAACCAUACGGGUUCUGAGGAUAGCAACUCUGAGUACUCAUUUGCAUCCUACAGCAGCUCCCCCAGUCGGGACCGGACUUGUGAUUUGCCUAAACACUAUCAGGUCGCCUCACCGCUCUCUGCUCCAUUUGGUAACUGUGGACCUGAAGCUUCCCCAAUUUCUGGAUAUUACCACAGUCCCCGACACCAGUCCAAUCCAGGUGUCCACAAAGCCUAUUACAAUGAGGAAGUUGUUUACCCUCCGUACGUGGACAUGCCAUGGAGUUAUUACGCCUACCGGAGUCCGUGUACACCCAGCAGAUAUGAAUACCGCUACAAAGAGGCUCCUGUGCCCAUGCAGAGGCAUUUGGCUCCUGAUCGCAGACACUCCCCCACAGCACAAUGGGAUCAUCCACAGUACCGCUCCAACUGCCUGCCACGGCAAGUGGUGAACGAACAGUUGAAAUCGUGGCACCGGCGCAGUCAGCUCAAAGGACCCAGGUCCCGUUCUCUUGAUAGACAGGGAGCAGUCCGGGUGAAAAACAUGGCAGCGCUGGAGGCAAUCAGAUAUAAAAAUCAGAAAUCUCAAGAGCAGGACAUCCAAAGAAAAGCUCUUCAAUUAUCUGCAGACGACUCUCAAGGACACUGGGUUGUAGAUGAUGGUACUCACUACAUUAGUCAAGUAUGACUGACUGAAUGAAUGAAUGCGGACUUGUUGACAAACCAUGGAUGGAAAAGAAAUACAGGUAGUAAUGUUGUGAGGUUUUGUGAUGAAUGUCACAAAUUUGCAACAUAACUCAUCGCAGAUGAACUGAAGCGGCCAAAUAACCUUGAUUAUCUUGAGCAUGUCUCUCACUUGACACCAUGUUUCACAUUUAGCGAUACUGUCGUAGUAGUUGUAUGAAGAAUGUGACAAGGGCGUAGGUUUGGUCUCAACAUUGAUAGGCACGAUAUAACAGCAUAACCUGUAUGUACACUUGUGGCCUAUAAGUCAGGGCUACAUUUCUCAGGAAUAUGAAACUAAUUCAUAGACAUGUACCCAAAGAUGUCCCGAUCGAUCGGCAUCUCUGAUCACGUCAUUUUCAAAGUAUCGGAAUCGGCAAAAAAAUAUCGGACAUGCCUUUUUUAAAUAUAAAUACCUGUAUUAGUUUUAAUUAAAUCGUUUUCUAAUUGUAUUUAACGUUACAGACAAAAUGUCUUACACUCAUCCAGAGUCUUUAGUUUUGGCUUAAAGUAGGGCUAUCAAAUUUAUCGCGUUAAUGGCGGUAAUUAAUUUUUUUUUUAAAUUAAUCACGUUAAAAUAUUUAACGCAAUUAACGCAUGCACUGCACGACCUACUCACGCAUUGUCGCGUUCAAUCUAUAAUGGCGCCGUUUUACCUAUAUAUGGAGCGAAAAGGCAGCGCAAAAUGAGUAGAGUGAAUUUUGGCAGUCUUUGGAGCAUUUUUUUAAUGGGCUAAAGCCUAACAAUCCCUCUCUCGACAAUUAGAAAUAUCAUGGGAGGCAAUGUGGGGAAGCAAGGUAGUAGUUCAUCUUUUUCUUAACACCCUAUGUUAUUUCCCAACGCAGAGAAGAUAUAUGAAUUGGUGCCACUACGCACAGUGAUGGUUGCACUUCUCAUCAUGCAUUUGGGCAGAACAGUUAAAUGGCUACAGUAUCAUUUACUGAAAGCUCAACAAAUACACUAGAUGGCAAAAUUUAGUCACAAUAUAGAAAGUCACAUUUAUCCUUUAAGAAUUACAAGUCUUUCUAUCCGUGGAUCCCUCACAGAAAGAAUAUUAAUAAUGUAAAUGCCAUCUUGAGGAUUUAUUGUCAUAAUAAACAAAUACAGUACUUAUGUACUGUAUGUUGAAUGUAUAUAUUCGUUUGAGUAUUGAGUCGGGAGCAAAAAAAAAAAGCAAUCGAAUCGGGAAAUAUCGGGAUUGGCAGAUACUCAAACUAAAACGGUCGGGAUCGGAUCAGGAGCAAAAAAACAUGAUCGGAACAACCCUACAUGUACCGAUUACCGGUUUCAAGGUAUACCGUGGUAUGAAAACGUCAGUUUCAAAACCGCAAAACUUUGCCGUCAUACCAUCCCAACGGUAUUAACUAGGGCUGUGACAAAAUAUCGAAAUGGUGUGGACCGGCACAUUCCGCAAGUGAAAGGGGGUAAGUCUGAACAUAACGAAAAGAAUUCACUUAACAAUGGUAGGGUCAAUUCUAUCCUUACAACAUAUGGGAAGACAAUCUAAAUUACCUAUAUAACUGAACUCAUUAUUUAAUGCAAAUAAAGUUGCUUAAAAGUUGGUGGGGACAAUUUGAGCAUCCUGAAAAGUUGGUAGUGUUAUGUCCCUACUGUGCCUACGCAAACCUACGCCCUUGGAAGAAUGUGAGCCACUAUUGUAAAAUAAUGUAGAUGAUUGAUGUGCUUUAACGAGUUGUAGAAAAUUUUUGUGUGUGCUGGAUCAAUCAGCAUCUCAGUUUUGCCUCUUAAUCGUGUUUUUCAAUUGGAAGAAAAGUCCUGUUUACAGUUGCUUUAUUUUUGUGUGAGUAAAUUACUGAUGUGCCUAUGACACAACUAGUUGAAACGAUGCUACUGUCCUACUUUAGUCAAUGUAGCACGGUAUGAGAAAAGACUUGAUGCUUGGCAGCUGCAUGUCAGAUGAAAAUUUGUGAGAUUGUGAUUGCAGUAGGUCAAAACUGAGUUUGCCAAUGUCUCACAGUCUAAGUAGAAGUCAUUACAAGUCCAUUCACAACUUCUCACUGUUUUUUUCUAUUAUUUAUUCAACCGAUGAAAUCGACUCAAGUCAGACUUCAAAUUAGUGAAGCUGCAGAGUGAGUUUGUGAAAGGCUAAUGCAGUACACACUUGUAUGAAAGAGACUUCAAUCACGUUCCCCUCUGUGCAUUUUGACUGUUUUUUUUCAUGGAAGCAUUUUAGAUGCUGUGAUUAAAAUGGAAAUCAUGUAUUUGCAUAUUUGGAAAUGUUUUCCUGUGGAAUAAAGCCUUUUUUUUAUUAC